AUAUGCAGCUAAUAACUUGAAUUAAUUUACAUUCUGAUCCGAUCCUAUAUACACACACGCAUAUAUAUAUAUAUUUGGUUAAAUAUUUGAUGGAAAAUUUUAUCGGUUCUUGAAUCCUUGACAAAAGAAUGUUAAUCAAAAGGGAAAAGAAAGCAGUUAUCAAGCCCACCUUCGUAUCAACAUCGUCAACAGGAUUGCCUAAAUGGCGGCAAUCACCGAUCGAUUUGUGCAGAACGUUCACAUGGACCAAGAAACUUCCACCUCUCUACAUGACGAAUUACUGGUCGGAUAUGGGGACGGUUAAAAUGACGAACACAGGGAGAACAGUCGUUAUAGAAAUUUCCGACAGAUCCCUACCUUUUCUGCGUGGUGGUCCAUUGAAGGACGAGUUUCAAUUUAUGAACGUGCAAUUCCGUUGGGGCGCUGAGAACUCGUGCGGCGCGGAGCACUCUAUAAACGGUAUUUGGUACUCUAUGGAGGCACAGGUGAUGCAUUGGAACACUCGUUACGGAUCGAUAGACAAGUGCUACGACAAACCGGAUGGUAUCGCUGUGCUCUCGUAUUUCAUGCAAGUGGUGGGCUGCCCUGGAAUACCCGACAAUCCCUCCCUAGCGGAAAUUACCAACAACUUGUCAAAGAUCAAGCUAGUGGGAAGCCAGACCACCAUAUCACCUUAUUGCUUGCUUUGGAUGUUGGAAGGGUGCAAAGGUCACAGUUAUUAUACUUACAAGGGUUCUCUUACCACACCACCGUAUCAGGAAUGUGUUAUUUGGAUUAUUUCGCCGAUUGUGAACAAAAUAUCCGUUCGUCAGAUAGACGCGUUUAGAAGCCUAUACGACGGGAAAUUGAAGAACAUAUUGAAAAAUAACAGGUCGCAGCAACGUCUUCACAGAAGAAUGAUUUAUCACAUCACGGAUGACGCUGCAGCAUGAAGAAUAAAUGAAUCGGG
Messenger RNA from Apis laboriosa (Himalayan honeybee), 949 nucleotides. RefSeq names its product carbonic anhydrase 2-like. Bases 129 to 932 code for a protein of 267 amino acids. Gene Ontology annotation, molecular function: zinc ion binding; carbonate dehydratase activity. Gene Ontology annotation, cellular component: cytoplasm. The transcript is spliced from 7 exons. The record is from RefSeq and is a predicted model, not a curated record. NCBI's taxonomy places the organism in Eukaryota, Metazoa, Arthropoda, Insecta, Hymenoptera, Apidae.